UAUCGUGAACGAGGCAACACCGGAAAGAGGUUCCAAAGAUGGAGGACGGAGAAGGCAUGGUGAAAGUACCUUCCACUCUUCUAAGCCAGUCUUUAAGUGUAAUUACCGACGACAAAGUUCUCUGUGCUAAUUUAAGUUUAUUUUCUGAUUUGCCCAGCAGCAUUGUCAAAAAAAUUGCACAUAAUGUAUCUGCCUAUGGACUAUGCCUUCUUGAAUCAAAAGGAUUUCUAAAAGCUAUUGAAAAGGAGAGGCUUUGGAAAACUUUAGCUUCUAGAAUAGCUAACAAGUUCUAUGAGCCAGGGUCACAAGGAGAUACCACUGGAAGAAGCACUCAACAAAUAUAUUUCCAAAGAGUUUUUCAUGAUGUGGUGCAGCAUUUUGAUAAAAAUGAGGAUCUUUUUGUGAAGUGGUUUGAUUGUUACAUAAAGAAGUCAAGAUUGUUUUCAAAGAUACACAAAGAAUCAUUCACUGAUACCCUGAAAAGUUUGAAUACACUGCUUCAAGAUCACCUCAAAAUUAUACGAUUUUAUCCAAGAAUUUUACAAAAUCUUGAAUACAUGAUAACUUUGCAUGAAGAACUGCAGAAGUCAACCUCAAAAGUUAAUCAUAUAGAAUUGCGUGAUUUUAUGAGCUUCAAGCAAUGCCAUAUAUCAUGUGUUAGAAAUGUAUUAUGUACAAAGUUUUUCCCAGAUUUGAAGGGUUUAACGUUUUUGAAUUGCAAGUUUGGUGCCCUGUCUAUGGAAAACUUUCAUGAAUUGUUACUUGAUGACCAUACCAAAAAUAGAACUAUCACAAGCAAUGAAUUGAAAAGGGAAAGGAACAUAGAACCAGAAGAAUAUAUUGAAGGAGAUAGCUUUGCAACCCCAAAGAAGCAGAAAAAAUUCAAUGAAACUUUGGAUGGAGCUACAUAUUCCAUAAAUGGCAGCAUCAGAAAGACUUAUCCUUCUUGUGACUUCAUAAAUGGCACUAAAAACGAAAUAAUACACUGUAAUACAGAUGGUAAAAUUGCCCCAUGCAUCACAAGUUUAAGCUUAAGAAAUUGUCAUGCAUCAACUGAAGCAAUGGAUAUUAUUUGUGACAUAGUGAACAAAUUGCCUAGGUUGACAUCAUUUGCAUUGUCUCCAGAAUGGAGACUUUUGAUUAGAGAAUCUGAUCAAAUCAUAAAAGCAAUACUUUUAAACUCUGCUAAUAACAACUGUAUUGAAAGCAUAAUAUUAGAAAAUUGUAUGCCAGGGUGCCAAUCUAAAAGGCUCUUAUUGUGGCAUAAAAGAGAACAAUGUAGCAAACGAAACACUACAGCAGUGCCAAAGCCCAGAACACUCAAAUUGAUUGACUGCAAUUUGAAUUCAUCACAAGUACCCUGUCAUAACUCUAUCAGUUUUGCAGAAAAUGGUCUUAACAACAGUACAGAAUUUAGGUGGUGCUUUGACUCAGAGCUCAAUUGUGCUUGCAACUGGAGUGACUUGAUAACCUUGGAUUUGAGUGAAAACAAAUUUGGGUCCACUGAUGCAGAGGCUCUUGCACAAGCCUUAAAAUCCUCUUUGGUCUUAAAGUCCAUCAAGCUGGCAGACUGUGGCAUGGAUACCUCUGGUUGCAGUUUCAUUUUCAAAAUGGCAAAGGAAAGUAUUUCAUUGGAGCAUCUUGACAUGUCUGGUAACAGUUAUGAUAGCUGCAGUGAUGACAGUUUAAGGAGCCUAUUUGUUCAUGGGAAACUGAAAAAUCUGAAACUUGCAUGUUGCAUUGGACCUGGUGCCUUCACUGAAGAAACAAUGAGGUCGUUUUCUAGAAAUUCAACUCUAGAGGCACUUUGUUUGUCUGGAAACAGAAUUGGUGAAGGAGAGUUUGGUCUUUUUAUCGAAGUUCUUGCAGAUCCAUCAGCACUUUCAGCUUUGAAGGUCCUUGAUCUGAGCUGCAACAAAAUUCCAGGAUCACUACUUCCAAGUUUUGCAAAUUCUCUAGAAUUGUCAAACAGGAAGAUGAAAGAAGUCAAAUUGACUGAUAAUCCAGUUCACUACUAUCUGGUUCAGAAAAAAGAAAACUCUAAUUUUGCAUUUUUUGAUAGAAUUAAGAAAAGGGUAGCAUCUUUCAAAAUUGAUAGCUUCAAACAAUAUAUAUCACAUGCAGGAGCUGUUCCAUUUUCAGAUUUUGCAAGUGUUAUGUGAAUUAUGUAAAUUUUACUGGUUUUACAUAUAUUCCUUAAAAAUUAUCCAAUAACUGCAUAAUUUGAUAAUACAACAAUGACGCAUACACAUACCAAGAAAUGGUUUUCUUUCUCGUUAUCUGAAGCUUUCAUUAGCCAAAAGCUUGUUAAGAAAUGUAAAACUUUGACAAACUACUAAUGAAAUGUAUAGAUGACUCUUCAGUACUUGCAUUUUGAGAUUCAAACUUUAAAAACAUGAUUUAAAAGGUUGAAUUAAAACCCCUUCUUGUUGGCUGAAUUUUAUCAUCUUCCUUUAAAGCAUUUCUCCACAUUAAAUUAUGCAAGAUUUUUUGCUAAAUGGCAACAUAAGGGAUAAGUCAAACUUAAGAUUUUGACUAUAAUCAUAAAAUCAAAGCCAAUAAAAAAGUAUUCAUAAUGUAACCUUAAGUCUUUUGGGAGUUCUUCUUAGUCUUUCUUCAAUGCAGAUCUCUGUUUACGUGUCCCAAGUUUUCUUUCUCUCAGAAUAAGCAGAUGCUUCAUCAUGUAUGCUCCCCC
Messenger RNA from Rhopilema esculentum, 2695 nucleotides. RefSeq lists its product as uncharacterized. NCBI's taxonomy places the organism in Eukaryota, Metazoa, Cnidaria, Scyphozoa, Rhizostomeae, Rhizostomatidae. Gene Ontology annotation, molecular function: protein binding. The record is from RefSeq and is a predicted model, not a curated record.